Microdochium trichocladiopsis is the source of this 1965-nucleotide messenger RNA. RefSeq lists its product as uncharacterized. Gene Ontology annotation, molecular function: monooxygenase activity. The transcript has a single exon. The record is from RefSeq and is a predicted model, not a curated record. The coding region runs from base 1 to 1965 and encodes 654 amino acids. Lineage: Eukaryota; Fungi; Ascomycota; Sordariomycetes; Xylariales; Microdochiaceae.
AUGGCUGUGGAUGUUGUGGACAAGGAGCCGAUGCCGAAGCAUACCUUUGCAGAACGUGCAGCAGCGAACAACCUCAACGAUGCCGAGAUCCUCAACUCAAACAACUCUGCGGGACCCGAUGUUCCUAGCGAUGCCGAUGUCGUCAUCGCUGGCGGUGGAAUUCACGGGCUAAUCUAUGCGAUUCAGUCUGCUACCGUCAAGUCGGGCAACUUGAGUGUCUCGCUCAUUGAGAAGAACAGCAAGCCAGGGUACAAGAUCGGCGAGAGUACUCUGCCUGCGUUCUCCUUGUGGUGCAAGUUGCAUGGGCUCACGGCCGACUAUCUCUUGCGCAUUUUCGGCCUCAAGGAUGGACUCGCAUUUUAUUUUAUGCGCGAGAAUGACGCGGACAACUACGGGGACAAUCUUAUCGUCGGCACGCCAGGCGAGCACCUCAGCGGCUACCAGGUCGAACGACCUGUCAGCGAGCUAUUGUUCACCUUGUUGGCGCAGAGACAGGGCGUCAAUGUGUACCACGGCAAGAAAGUCGACUUUGUGGCAUCGGAUGUUCAGGGUGGCCUACACAACAGCAAAAUCAGCGUUGUAGAUGCGGCCAAGGAGGCCACCCAGCCAUCUGCAAGUAUUGAUACGUCAUUGCUUGUGGAUGCAACUGGGCGAUUCCGUCAGUUGGCCUCGAAGAAGGCCUCGCUCAAACGAUUUGAGGGGUUCAACACGGACGCCUUCUGGGCAUAUUACACCCACCCGGAAGACAAGAGAAAGAUGCCUUUCCGUGGCUACGAGGGGUGUCAGACCAACCACCUCUGCAUUCCGGAGGGUUGGUUCUGGGUCAUCCGCCUUCUUUCAUGGGAGGGCAACUCGACUGCGAAAAUGAUGGACAUGCUCACGUAUCUGCUAGACUGUGCAGAGGCCGGAGUUCCGAGCGACCAGUUGCCCUGUACUGCUAAGCUGGCCGAGAUGUUUGAUCUGAAAUAUCAGUGGGUGACGAGUGUUGGGGUGGCUGCCCGCAACGACGUCAAAUAUCCCGAUGAUCUCGCCCAGUAUGGCUCUACCGAAGCUGAACGCAAGCUCAACUACUUUAUCCGCAAAUAUCCGCGCAUCAACGAGCUCAUGACCAAUUUCGAGCUGAUUCAAGAUCUCUAUGGUCCAAAGACGACAUUCUUCGUCCGCAAGACUCUGACGUACCAGUCUCCAGUAGUGUCCGGGCCGGGCUGGCUGGCUAUUGGGGACGCGUGCGGUUUUACCAACCCGUUGUAUUCUCCUGGCAUUAAUGUCGGCAUGGCAUCGUCCACAUACGCCGCUGAGCUGACUCACAAAGCACUCGAUGAUGCCAAACAAGGCAGCAUUGCGGCAGCAGAGUCGACGAUCAGGAAGAUAUUUGCUCCUUAUGACGACUUCAUCACAAACCUGAUCCCAUCGCUCGAUCAGAUGAACCGUUUCAACUACCUAUGCUUCCGCGAUCCAAGGCUUGGAGAACGAGUAGCUAUUCCGUGGCAGUAUUACGCGAGCGCCUCGGUCGGAUUCGACCCCUUGCACACGCAGGGCACGUUCACGUUGGACCAGGAGCAAUUUGGCAGGUAUGCCAAGAAUUGGCUCUGGGGUGCCCAGAUGCCGGCAUACGACGCCAUAGCGCGCGAAACCGUCAAGCUUCUUUCUCCUUUCUCGCUGGGUGAGGAGGUGCCAGGGGAGGUUGUGCAGAAAGUUCUCGACACCAGCGCAAAGCUUAUGGCCGCUUCCUUUGCCGAGAACCCCGCCAAGAUCAUCCGCUGGGGCGGCAAGGUCAAGUCUCACGACGGGAUGAUGAGGUACCAGGAAGGAAAGACGGGAAGGGAUCAUUUUACGAGUCAGUGUGCUGGUUGCAACUGUUGGACCAUCCGGCGUGAGGACUGGACUCUCUGCCACUUCUGUGGCAUGAAGCGACAGCCCGCGGACAAUGUCAUUCAGUGGGAACCUGCAACAGUGAUGGUAUGA